This is a messenger RNA of Lucilia cuprina (Australian sheep blowfly), 1281 nucleotides long. RefSeq names its product 28S ribosomal protein S15, mitochondrial (gene bonsai). Gene Ontology annotation, molecular function: structural constituent of ribosome. Gene Ontology annotation, cellular component: ribosome. NCBI's taxonomy places the organism in Eukaryota, Metazoa, Arthropoda, Insecta, Diptera, Calliphoridae. The coding region runs from base 73 to 918 and encodes 281 amino acids. Gene Ontology annotation, biological process: translation. The transcript has 3 exons. The record is from RefSeq and is a predicted model, not a curated record.
UAUUAUUUUUCAUUACCCCUGUGCAAAGCAGCGUAAUAAUUUCAUUUAAUUUUAAAUAAAUAUUUUAAUAAAAUGAACAUAACACCUUUAUUACGUACCGGCACAUUAAUUGCAAAUCGACAAUUGGUGCGUCAAUAUGCCUUUAAGUCAGAUUUAAAAAUAAAAUGGGUAAGACCCGAAAAGAUACAAUCUAUUGAUCCAGCCAAAAGUGGUGAUUGCAGCAAACUGCCAGCAGUUAAUGGUCAGACACUAAUGAAAGGUUUUGACAAAUCAAAGGAAUUGGAAACAGCUGAUGCCAUGGUACGUUCCUUAUUUGAAUUAGGUAAUAAUCCUAAUUAUCUUACCACCAACUUCUAUCGUGAGCAGAUGAUUAAGGAAGUGCAAAGACAUCCUUUAGAUUUUGGCUCCAUGGAAGCGAGAUUGGCCCGAAUGACUGCUACCAUUAGACGUUAUCAAGAGUAUAUGCAGGAACAUCCCCGCGACAAAAAACGCAAAGUACAACUUAAGGAAUUAAUCGAGAAACGCAAGAAGUUCCUUAAGUAUCUAAGACGUUGGGAUUACAGACGUUUUGAGUGGAUUUUAGAAAAAUUAGAUUUAGUCUACAAACCACCACCAGUAGAAUUCCACUGGAUUACCCGUAAAGAAUCCUUACAAAAACUGACCGACAUACAUUGCGAGCAAUUGAAACAGGAAAGGUUGAAUGAGUAUCGUAAGACAUUGGAAGAGCAACAGAUACCAUUUUUGGAAGAUGCCAUUAAAAAAAUGGAAUUUAUACGCCAGGAACAAAUUGAUUUGGAUAUACCAGUGACUGUUACCAAGGAAGAGAUAGAAGAGCACAAAAAACAAUUGGAAGAAUUGAAACUCUUUAGGGAGGAAACGAAAGCAGCAGCGAAGAAGGAUGAACUAAUAAAAUAUUAAUUAAUUAUUGCUGUUAAUAGUAAAUGUUAUAUAGAAAUUAAAACAAAAUAAUUUGAAUUUAUAAUUCUUUUUUCCGCACUUCGAUGCUCCGUCACUAAAAUUAUAACUUUAAAAACAAAUCUAGAAUCGUUAUGCAGAUUACACACAAAUCUAGAAUCGUUAUGCAGAUUAACAUGAAAAUGCUCCUUAUUACUCCGUUUUUAUUGGAAUACCUUUCUUCGCUCUGGGGGAAUCGUAAGGACUAAGUAAAAAACAUAAAUUUAUCAAAUUCAACAUUAGAUAAUAAAUUACGAUCACCUAACAAACGAUUAAAUAAAACAACUUUGAAAUUUUCUUACAAAGCUUUAAGAAAAGCUCAUUUCA